Messenger RNA from Paramacrobiotus metropolitanus, 2047 nucleotides. RefSeq names its product rab11 family-interacting protein 2-like. The transcript is spliced from 9 exons. Lineage: Eukaryota; Metazoa; Tardigrada; Eutardigrada; Parachela; Macrobiotidae. Bases 416 to 1732 code for a protein of 438 amino acids. Gene Ontology annotation, cellular component: intracellular membrane-bounded organelle. Gene Ontology annotation, molecular function: small GTPase binding. The record is from RefSeq and is a predicted model, not a curated record. Gene Ontology annotation, biological process: regulated exocytosis.
UUCUAAUGCCGUUUAAAUCUCCAUUGCUUGCUGGCAGGUUUAAUGAAGUUGCUUUAACUCGUACACUUGGAAUAAUUUGGUUUUUACAAUUUUACUUUAAUAAUACUUCGUAAAGUUCGUAUUUGUGGUUCAUUCAGUGAUAAUAUGAUAACUCCAGAACAUCGCAUCGAUUCUAGUGUUAAUUAAAUUAAUGACUUACAGUGGGCUGUACCAUACGGCAGAUCUGAGGGAAUUGUCGUUUACAGCUGAAUCUGAUGAUCAACCUUCGCAUUUGCGGUACUUACUUUGUUGCUUAAUAUGUAUCUGUAUAUAGAGGGAUAACGUGGAAAUUCUGACUUGUUGUGUGCAAUAUCGGACACAUGUGACUACUUGCGUGUUUUUGUUAUAAUCGCAUUUUGUUCGACUGAGGAUCAAAAUGUCACAUUGGUCGCCUACACACGUCCAAGUGACGGUUAUUAGAGCGAAGAACUUAAUUCCUAAAAGCAAGAAUGGAGAAACAAAUAAUGCUUAUGUCACAAUCCAGUUGGGCAAAGAAAAAUUUGAAACAUCCGUGCAGGAAAAGAGUAAAUCUCCGGAAUGGAACGAGGAGUGUGAUUUACGUAUUGCGGACUUGACGGGAUCGAUUGUUUUGACCGCUUACCAUAAACACACUAUUGGUACGGAUGACUUCCUUGGGCGCGUGGAACUUCCGUUACAAGAUCUGAAUUUUUACGAACGCCCCAAAAAUAUAUGGUUUCCGCUGCGCAGUAAGAAGAAGGAUUCUAAUAAAGAGGAAAAAUAUCGCGGGGAAAUUCAAGUGCGAUUGAAUUUCUAUGUGCAAAAUCUUGCUGUGAGCGUGCCAAAUCUGUUGGAGAACGGUGGGAAAAAGGAGCGUUCCAGCUUCCGGUCGACGCUGUCGAACACAUUCGGUAAAACCCUUCCUAACAGAAAACAUCAUGGAUCUGUUAUGGAUAUCAGCACUUCCAGUCCCAAAUCUAGUGGUGGAUUAUUUUCGUCGCUAUCCCGCUCACAUUCGAAGACCCAUUUAGCGUCACAAACCAGUACCCCAGCUGACAGCGGUUACGGAUCGUACGGCUCCAAGCCGCAAUUGACGCCCGAGCUGAGUGCCAACCGCAGCAUUGUCUCGGAGAAGCUCAGUGAUGAUGUGAGUUUCACAUCGUCCAAUGCCGAAAUCCGCGAGCCGGAAAUUGUGGUCACACAACCCGAGAGUGUCGCUGCCACAACAGCACCGGUGACCAAGUCGUCCAGUUUCAAUAAAGCCAAGUCUAUUGUCAAUUCCGUUAUAUAUUCGACAAAUGGCAGCAGUAACACCUUACCAAGAACUCCUAGUGAGGUGGAAAUCAAACCGGAUUAUUCGAAAAGCUAUAACAAGUCGUCGAGUAUGACAGUAGAAACUAAUAAACGGAACAGCACGCUGAGUGAUACGUCGGAAAAAUCACCCCGCUUGAAUGGUGAUAUUUUUGCGAAGCAUCAGCCACGCUUCACGGAGCCGGCGGAACCGGUAACUCCGACAUCGAUUCAUGUUUCGAAGGAAAUGAUGAGAAAAUAUGGACAUCUGGAAAAAGCGGAUCUGAUUGCUCGACUUGUGGAUGCUGAACAACGAUUAGGCGAGAAACAAACUGAAAUCGAUCGAAUGCAGACCUAUAUUGAAUCUCUCUUGCUUCGUGUGAUGGAUACCGCACCGAAAUUGCUCCAGACGUAUCCUGCCGAUGGAACCCCAGUGCGACGAUAAUUCUUUCUGUUCGAAAUCUGUUGUAAAAACGCUUGUCUUAUUUAUGCUGUAUUCUUGGUUUUAAAAUAUUUUUGAUUCCUUUUGCUUCAAGAUUUUGUCUUCCAAGACUCGGUGGCCAUUUUUAACCCGGAUGGGAAGCACUUUACGCACGAAAUUUUAAUAGUUCUGCUGUUUCAGAUGUUAUUUCAUGUUUGCAAAGAUGUGUUGCUGACAGUGAGUGGAGUUUUUUGUAGGUGUCAACACUGGAGUUGUUUAUACGUUUCUUUGGCGCUGAUUCUUGUUGUGACCACAUAAAUAAAAUUUUAUUGAUAUGAA